Molecule: messenger RNA, 1209 nt
Organism: Drosophila takahashii
Lineage: Eukaryota; Metazoa; Arthropoda; Insecta; Diptera; Drosophilidae
Product: tol-Pal system protein TolA
Source: RefSeq, a predicted model, not a curated record
CCCCAAUCAGAUCCCUCAAAUUCCGAAUCGAAAAUGAAUAUAUUUCUACCGUAUACCAUUAUACUGCUGCUGAUGAUCCUCCUCCGCAUAACGAUUGCCCGUUCGAUGAGCUUUGAUUUGCCCUUCUAUGGUUACGACUCGUACCUGGACACCUAUUUGGACAACACCAGCGAUGAUAUAUCCUCCUCCGAUGAGGUCAAUUGCGAUCGGGAUGGCAAUGCACCGCCGGCUACAGUGGAGCCCUCUCCUUACCUCGGCUACCAACCACCAACCCAUUCGCCGCCUUACCAGUCAAAUAAUUCUCCCUCCUCCUCAUGUAGGGAUCGGGAUAACUGCGAUUCUAGUUCUAGCGAUAGCGAGUCGAGCAAAUCACGGCUAAAGGCCACCCACAUUGCCCAGAAUGCCGCCCAGGUGGCCAAGGCCGCCAAUGAGGCACAGGCGGCGGCCGCCCAGGAUGCCUCGCGUCAGGUGAAGAUGCAAUUGGCCGACAAGGCCAUCUCGGCCGCCCGACAAGCCGAUGCCGUUUUGGAGGGUAAGAAAUCCAUUGUCGAGAAUUUCGCACGGGAAGUUCGGGACGCCGAGGCGGUUGUGGAGCAGGUGAGCACUUCCCUGGAGUGCAGUGAGUCGAAUGUGGAAGCAGCCUGUGCGGCUGCCAAAACUGCGGAGGCCCAAGUCCUCACAUUCAGAGCCCUGGUGGAGCAGACGAGGGCCAUCAUGACGGAUGCAGAUGGCCUGAUCGAAAAGUCCAACGCAGAUCUGGAGGAGAAGAACCAAAUGUUGAUGGCCGCCAAGGCGCGUGGUGAUCGAUUGGCCCGCCAGGUGGCGCAAGCCAAGUCGGAAUACGAGCAGGUGAAGGAGGCGGCCUGUCGAGCGGCCUCAGCUGCCGUGGAGGCCAAGCAAAAGGUGACGGCUCCCAGCCAAAUUCUGCCCCUGAGUGGAGGAAGUGGAGGUGGAGUCUGUCUGCCGCCCCCCACCACCCACAAGACGGGGGGGUGUGGCUAUGGCCCCGAUAGUAGCACCUGCCAAGCACUCCUCGAACUCUACAGGCAGCGACGCCGGCAACAACAGCGCUUGCGGCGAGAGAAGCUCCGGAAUCGGGCGAUUCGGGGUCAAGGAGAAGGUCAGUCGUCCAUGUUCGAGGAUCACGAUCCCUCCUCCUUCGAUCUGAUGCACUCUAUCUAUUAAUUGGGAUCACCGAUGGGACAUUCU